Messenger RNA from Culicoides brevitarsis, 6118 nucleotides. Its product is annotated as putative mediator of RNA polymerase II transcription subunit 26. The transcript has 10 exons. Gene Ontology annotation, cellular component: plasma membrane; apical junction complex. Lineage: Eukaryota; Metazoa; Arthropoda; Insecta; Diptera; Ceratopogonidae. Gene Ontology annotation, biological process: cell-cell junction organization. The coding region runs from base 581 to 5764 and encodes 1727 amino acids. The record is from RefSeq and is a predicted model, not a curated record.
UUUUGUGUUUUGAAAUUGGAUGCGUUUACGGAGCUCCGUUAUAUUUAGCUCGCUCUUUUCUGUGUUCAAAAAAAAAAUAAGAAAAAAAAUUGAAUUAAUAUAAUAAUAAUAACGAGUCUUUUCUACAUACGACAUAUCGGAGUUUUAUGUCGUCGUCACACGGCAAAAGAGAACCGAACGCACAUGAAUGAAGUCGAGAAGAAAUCUACGCCGCGACACGUCUACACUCUUGGAAACUACUUCUUAUUAGUUUAAAAUUCAUUUUUCAAAAAGGAGAGAAUAAUGUUCUAAAUAUAUUUCAGUGCGUUGUUGUUAAAAUAUCAGAAAAAUUAGUGAAGUGAAGAUCAUUCGGAAGAAAGAGUUAACUGUACUUAAUUACAGUAUAAAAGAGAUAAAAAUUUGAAAAAGUAAUAAAAAAAUUAAAAGUUGACCUCAAAUUACCUCAAAAAGAAAGAAAAUUAAGAUUUUAUACAAAUUUUAUGCAAAACAGUGCUCGUCCAGUAUAAAAAUUUCUCACCGGCGAACAUAAUUUGGAUAUGAAUUAACAUCGUCAUCCAAAUGCAUCUGAAGUUUUCGAUCGAUGAUGAGUCAAAAUGAUGUGGGAAACGUUCCCUUUUCAUGGUUGCCCGCGUAUGGCGAAGCCGUGGAACAAGCCCUUAAUGCCAGUCGCAAUAUUUUAGAGACGAUACUUGAGGAAACGUCAGACGAUGAAGAGGAUUCGGAAAUUUGGAAUAAUUCGGGCGAUUGGGCGACGUCAAAUUCGGAUUCUGUGACAAAUUCUGUCAUUGAAGUCGAUUUGAAUCAAGACACUGAAACACUUUCUGAACGAGAUUUCAUUUGCCCCGCCAAAAGACGAAGACAAGACACCGAUGGAUCUGUUGAGACAAAUUUCGUGUUGCGACGCCCAACAUCGGAUGGCGAUCGUUAUCGCGUUUUGGAAGCAAAUUCGCUGCUCGAGGUGCCCGAUUUCCUGCCUGCAAAGAGAAAUGAACAACUGAGAUAUCGCUUUGAUGAACUCGGAUUAGCACCCGAUAUGUAUUCCGACUCCGACAGUCUUCCGUACGAUUCGCUCAGCAGAUCAUCGUCUCUCAUCCAAUUCGAGUCGCUGGAACGACAAUUGCUGCAAAACGACGCCGGCCCAACCUCAUCUGCGGAAAAUCCGAAGCCAAUUACGGGUUUGAGUGACUUUGAGCGCAUGUUGUGUCGCAAAAACACGACAAAUUUGCUGCAAAACCUGAAAAUUCCCGUGCCCAAAGUGAAUGUUUCGGAAGUACGCGACGCUGAGGACGAAGUUUCAGAUGAUUCGGAGUCAAGCGGGGUUGAUGAAAGUACAAAUUCGAGUUUUUCGAGUGAAGAAAGUUACUAUUUGAAUCACAGUAGCGACAAAAUAAGCGAAGACGAAGCGGAAAUCAUCAAAAUUGGGAAUCGUAGUGUCGCGAAAGGAGGGUGCGUGAACGAUAAUUCAUUCAGUCGUCGUUUCUCGAGUAAUUGUAGCGGUAAUAACGACGCAACAAACACGGCGCACGGCAGUGUGAACAGAAUCGCAAGCAGCAACGGAAGCAGCAAUAAUGUGCGCAACAAAAAUUCCGUCGAAAGUUUGAGCGAAGACAGCGGUUUUUGCGACCAGAGCAUCACGAAUAGUUUGCGGCGCGUAAAAUCGAAGAGUAAUCCGUCGUUGAACGUUUUGGAGAACGGGCAUUUCUCGCAGCACGCGAUGAGCGGCGACUCUCACGUCGUACUUGACGAUGACAUUUGCUGCAAGAGCAUGGAAGAUUUGAGUGCGAUGGAGACAAAAUCGCUUGGGGGAACGACAAAAACCACGACGACGAGACGACGCACCGAGUCUAAAAAUAGCAGCGACGUGAGCGAGAGACAACGACAAACGACAACUACUCAGAGGAAAAUAACUAUCGCCGAUAGUCAACAAGAGAAAAUUAGUAGACAAAAACGCGUCAAAUCAUCCAGUUCGCCGGAAUUACGCUGCCAAGCGACGCAAAAGAAAAAUUCAGUCCGUGAAACAGCUGAGAACACGUCGAGCGAAGAUCUUUUUCACGUUUCCAGUGUGCCCGGAGACUUGAAUUUGUGCGGAGAUCCCGGAUCGAUUGCCGCUCACGCCUCCAAAGAGGUUUCUUGCGACUCAAUUGCCACGCAUAAUGUCAAUUUGUUCACUUUAAACUCACCGACGAUCAGCAAUAGCCCCUCCGUGAUACCAAUUAACCCAAGUUUGACGGCAAGUUACGCGAAUUUGACCCUUUUGAACUAUUCUGACACGAAUAUGGCAGGAAAUGGAUCGGCUUCGGAUCUCUUCGGCAAUCGAAAAUACGCUACGGGAGGACCUGAUACCACAAAAAGUGAAUUUACGACACUUUUGGAGGAAAUCACGGCACAUUUCGAUCGAAACUUGUCCAUUUUGAAUGAUCAACAGGAGACUUAUGAACCAUCAGUGAGGACAAUUUAUGAAGAACCUUGUACGAUGGAAGCUCGUCCCGUGCCUCUUGCUCGCCCAAAACGUCAACCGCCGUUGCCGCCGCCCCGCAAAUCGUCUAAAAAUAAAAUAUUAUCACCUAUAUUGACUUCGAGCGUUACGUCACAGAUGUCACAGUUGCUACAAAGUACGCGAAUGGAUGAUCAACCGUCCAAAAAUACGACGCAACGUGAUGAAUGCGAUGCUUCGUCGUCGUAUACCGCUGCACUUUUACAUCCUCCGAGCUACACGGAAUAUCUUUCGACUAAAAAUAACUCGAAUUCGAAUCCAUUUGUCACGUUCGAUCAGGAUCCAACGAAUCUUCGAACAACCUACACGGAGUCCCUCGAGCAAUGCAACUUUGAUUCCGCCGAAUGUUCUGCCGUGGAUUUAACCACAAUUCGUAAAAAUAUGGUUUCUCCGUCGUUCGGCAUGAAAGGCAAGGAUUUGCAUCAUCAAAAGACGAUUCAUGGGAGAGUUUUGGUGCAAAGUACGCCGAAUUUGAAUGAAAAUCGGCAAAAAUACAAAAUUUAUGACAUCGAUGAUAGUUUGGAGCAUCACAAUUCGUUGAAAGAUGUCACAAUGAGCACUUUUAUGGGACCCCGACAGGGAAUUCUCACGCAAUCCGGCGAAAAUACGGCAGAAACGAAUGCUGGAUCGAAGAGCGGAUUGUCGAAAGGUGUCAGUUUUUGUCCAAUUGUGAGCGAAAUUAGUUGGAAAGACACAAAUGUGUCAGAUGAUAGCUUAUCGGGGGCAUCGUCGAAUAGCAGCAAUGGCGUGCCUGCAUAUCCAAAGUACAAUGUUGACGAGGAAGACGAUGAUAUGGAUGACGAUGAGUUGAUCGCGUUGGAGAAUUAUCGUACGAAUCAAGCGUUCGAUGACGAGGAAGAUGAUUCAGCGGUGCAAGGAACAAAGAGUUGGAUCAACGAAGACGAAAUGAUAGGCAAGACGUCGUGUGGUGACUUUGGUGAAUAUCUCCUACCUAUUUACGGCAGUGUUAGUGCGCCAUCAACGUCGUCAAACAGCAACUUCACAACUACAUUCGUGACGAUCGACAACCAACACAACGACAAAGACGCCAUACGCCACAGAAGCGUCAUGCACAUUCCGAUCGUUAAUAACAAUCCCGUCGUAGAUCCCGUAGCGGAUCGUGCAUGUGGUGAAUUCGUGCCGGAAAGAGAGGCAAAUAACGAUGCAUUAACGACGUCCAUUCAUAAGGCACCAGCGACGGAAUGCCGUAGUAGUGUUAAAAUGUACGCGAACGAGAAAAGAUCUGCUGCUGUUGACGUCGUCGAUAAAAGCCAUAAUUUAGCGAGCAACAAUAAGAAUAUCAAGAACAAUCAGAUGAACAACCAAAAAAUCAACAAAGCCACGUAUUUGGAUGCCGUGUCGAGCGUCAACAAUAAUGGCACGGAAAUCGCGUCUUCGAACAAAAAUAACAAUCACAUCCUGAACAACAAGUUUGAAGUAACGAAAAAAUCGAAAAAAGAUGGAUUUUUGUCGCGCAUCUCGUCGGGCUUGAGAUUUUCCUUUAGAGGCAAAAAAUCCCCCAAAGCCGGUGCUGUUUACAAUUACAAUCAAUUCGAAGCGGAUCAACGUCAAGCGGACUUGGCAAACAAGAAAAACGCAAAAGUAACGAAAAAUAAUCAGGAAAUCGUGUUUAUUCCGCUGAAAGAUCCGACGCAGGAGAAUGUGCAGUCCUUCAUUCAGCACGAAAUUGCAGCGCAAGCGACAUCAGCUGACAAUAACAACCACAUGUUGCACGGAAACAACAAGAAACCCCCCGUGCCGAGUAAACCGCCUCGUCCCUUCGUCGCUGGCAGACCCCCCAUUCACCCCAAAUCGGCACAUGCGCAUCGCGCAGGAAGUCUUUCGCCGCCACCCAGAGAUACCGCCGUCGAUGUCACUCAUUCGCAACAUGCUUAUCACGACUUUGUGCCUGCGAAUCAGUUACGUGCAGCUACUCUCUCGGGCAACACCGCGAAAUAUCGAGACGACGACGACUACAACAUGGGUAGCGAGCAAAAAAUCGGCCUGAUCGAGACAAAUUUGGAUACACACGAGACGGUAAUUACGGGAAAAACGCAGAGUUUGAUGGAAUUGGGAGGACCCGGGAGUUACAUGAAGAAAGGACAUACGCUCGGAGGACCCGUGUCACGUGCAAUUAUCAGCAGUAAGGCGAACAAGACGAUAAUUGGCAACAGUCAUCAUCAUCACAACAACACGCUCGACGUAGAUAGCGCCGAUUGUGCCGCCAACAAUGGCAGACCGCACAAAAGCAUGGAAUUCUUAUUGGAUAAAGAUAAUCAUCAGCAAGUUUUGCCGCCAGAAAAUGAAUUACAGAAAUCACAUGAGACCAAUACAAAUCUCAGCGAACACCAAUUACGUGUGCAGGCGUCUCUGCAACGUCUCAAUGUGCCUGACUGGUAUAAAUCGUACACAAGCGGAAACAAUACGACGAUUGGAGCGUCGCCAGCGAAUCGUUCGACCCUCGAUUCGAGUGGUUUCCUGCGAAAACGGAACUCGGAUGUUGGCAGAUGGACUGGAUUGAGUUCGAAAACGACGUCAUUGAGCUCGUUGGGUUCACAGCGUUCCGACAGGAGUCCCGUUAUGCUGAGUCCUUCGUCGCAUAGUCAUCAUGGACAAACAGGGUUUUCGAGAUGGUCAACAUCGCACUUGAAUUCUAAUCAAACAUCGCCAAGUGUUUCGACACGAGGUUCAUUUUCACGCGGCGUAUUGUCGGCAGGCGGGUACCAAAGCACAGGAAACACAUUACGUGGAUCCUACAGACAACCGUAUCUCGGAUGGAGAAGUCAGGAAAAGCUCGCAGCACAACAACAGCAGCAACAGCAACAAGCGUCAACUUUGAGAACGCCCGCUGAAAGACUCGCAUCAUCGUUACUGCAACAAAAGCAACAACAACAACAAAGAGACUCUGACUCCAAGCCGCCAAUUCCUCCGCAUCAUCAACACCAUUAUCAGCAACAAUCCGCAUCGCCUGUCAUUGGCACGCCCGAAAUCAAAGACGAGAUCAAGGAAGUGACAUCUGCCAUCGUGCACUACGUUAAUGACCAACGCAACUCCCGCAGUCGAUCUACGAGCCCAAGUCAAAGAUGCUGGCUCGAAUCGUCGUUCGUUGGCACAAAACCCCUCGAAUCGCCGCAAACGCCGGUCAUCGACAAUGCUACAACAACAAAUGUCGUUGCCGCCUUCCAAUCGUCUUCGUUACCUCGGCACACAACGUCGUCGAGAAACAAUGGAGCUGCCCUCAAUGGUAAUGGUGAGUCGACUUACGUGUAGAAAAUAUGCAAAAAAAAAAUAGAAAUAUAUUUACACAAUGUGUAGAAUACAACAAAAAAACAUGAGAUCCCCCCUUUUAAAAUCUUGUCUUUUAACGUAAAAUAAUUAAUUUUAUUUUGUUUUGAUUAAAAUCCAGUCAAAACCGAAUUUUUCAUUUUGUAUUGUAUGAAUGUCUUUUUUUUUUGGCACACAUCUAAUAUAUUAUAUUAUACAAUUAUAAAAUUAUGUUAGACUAGAAGAAUAAAUAAAAUUUAUAAUUUUAAACGAAAACAAAACGAAUCGAACGAUUUGCUAUUAUUAUUAGUUAAUUAAAUAAAAUUAUUAUUUUUCAUGCAAAUUUAUGUUAAUAUUAUG